AUGUCCUCCGCCAAAACCACCAUCACCGCUCCAAACGGACGCCAAAUCACCAUCAACACCGGCCUGUUCAUCAGCAACGAAUGGGUCGCACCUGUCAAAGAACAGGAGAUAACCAGCAUCAACCCAGCAACUGAGGAAGCCAUUGUUUCCGUGUCUGCUGCUGGCCCUGAAGAUGUAGACAAGGCCGUCAGCGCUGCCCGGGCUGCUUUUGAGGGUAGUUGGGCCGACGUGGUGGGCACUGAGAGAGGUCGACUCCUGAUGAAGCUGGCAGACAUUGUCGAGGCUGAGAUGGAGCCGUUGGCCACCCUUGUCACCAUGGAAAACGGCAAGCCAUACAGCCAGGCUACCGGCGAUGUUGAGGAGAUGUGCGGCACUGGCCGGCAGAAGUUCACGUACACCCUUAGAGAGCCUAUUGGUGUGUGCGGUCAGAUCAUCCCGUGGAACUAUCCUCUUGGUAUGGCAGGAUGGAAACUGGAUCCCUGUCUCGCAUGCGGAAACACUACGGUUCUCAAGCCAGCAGAACAGACGCCGCUCUCGAUUCUGUAUUUUGCCGACUUGGUUGUCAAGGCUGGCUUCCCUCCUGGAGCCAUCAAUAUCCUCAACGGGUACGAACGUGGAACCGGCUCAGCUAUUGUUGACCACCCUGGAAUCGACAAGAUAUCCUUUACCGGCAGCACGGCGACUGGUCGUCAAAUUAUGAAAUCUGCUGCUGUGAAUCUGAAGAACAUCACUCUUGAGACGGGAGGGAAAUCUCCCAUCAUCAUUUUUGACGAUGCAGACAUCAAGCACGCCAUCAAGUGGACACAUUACGGCAUCAUGGGCAACAUGGGCCAGAUUUGCACCGCAAACAUCCCGCAUUUUCAUCCACGAGAGGAUUUACGACGACUUUAUGAAGCUUUUCUUGGCUGUAUUGAAAAGAUAUCCAUUGCUAGCUCCAACAAGCCCAACGGCAGGGGAUACUUUAUUGAGCCCACAGUGGUUGGUGAUGUCAAGUCUUCUAUGAAGGUAUAUAAGGAGGAAAUCUUUGGUCCCUUCGCAGCCGUGGUCAAAUUUUCAUCGGAACAAGAGGUCAUCAAAGCAGCCAAUGAUACCGAGUAUGGUCUGGCGGCUGCUCUGUUCACCACAGAUGUUACAAGGGCAGUCCGCAUCUCUCAGCGUCUUCACGCUGGCAAUGUUUGGAUCAACUCGAAUAAUAACAGUGACUUUCAGGUUCCAUUCGGAGGAAUGAAGCAGUCUGGCAUUGGCAGGGAGCUGGGCGAGGCUGGCCUAGAAGCGUACUCGACUCUUAAAGCGGUCCAUUUGAAUUUGGUACUCGCGAACCCUGAUAUUUAG
Clonostachys rhizophaga is the source of this 1332-nucleotide messenger RNA. Lineage: Eukaryota; Fungi; Ascomycota; Sordariomycetes; Hypocreales; Bionectriaceae. The record is from the annotation of a GenBank genome assembly.